AUGAGCGGCAUCGACUGGACAAUGUUCGAGGACAACCAAGAAGGCAGUUUUGGCUGGCUACUGCGGAACAACGCGACGGCAGCUACCACGACGAGCGUUGGACUGGCUAGCGGGACCAGUGAAGACCUACAUCUUCUGCCGCUGGACGACGUUGAGACGGACCAUAUGAUGACACCGGCGCUGGUGUUUCAGCAACUGAUCAAAUCAAAUGAGUCUGGAUGCAGUGAUGCUACGUCAUCAGUUGAGGAAUCAGAUGUUACCCAGAUGCUCAGCGCGGCGCCGUCGAGGGUUCCAAAUCCGGCGGUAAACCGAGUCAUGCGCCCUACUGCGGUUAAACCAUCCGCUGCUGUAUUCUCGAUGAUACCACAUGUGUCAAUGGGUCAAAGUGCUCGUCUGGUUGUGGGUGGCAGCUAUGAAGAGAUGAAAAGCGGACAUGAUGAAAAUAUGCCGAAAAAGGUACAGAAAAAACAAGGCGCGAGAAUGAAACCUGGUGACAAUGCAGCAAAAUCAACUGUUGGCAAAGUGCAACAAAGCAUGACAACAGCGAUGGGAGAAAAGGUCGAUGCUGGCAGAAGAAGCACGAGAGGAAAGGUCGCUUUGCGUAUUGCCCGAAGCAAGCGACCACAGAAGCGGCAAAAAAGCGACACAAUUUUGCCGGCUGUCGUCGUCGAUUCUGGCACAGACGACGACUUCGAGAAGAAACAGCUUCGUCGGGUUAAAAACCUUGUGUCGGUAAGAGAAUUUCGCAAACGCAAGAUGAAGCAGCAAGAGCAAAAUGAGGCGCGCUUGCGUCGAUUGGAGGCAGAAAAUAUCGAUUUGAAAAUGCGCCUUAAGAUUGGCAAGGAGGCAAUCAUAAGUGAGCAGCGCGAGAAGAAGCAGAUCAAAGAUCAGAUGCGGGAGAUGCUACAACGAGACGCGAAUGAACAAGAGAUCGCUCAGUUUUUGAACAUGUACAAGGUGACGUACUCGGACUAUGGACCAAGACGACGUGAAAAGCUGCACUAUCAUUUGUCGCGCAUUCGGGAGUUGAUCCUUCCCACGCAAGUGACAAAGCUGUGUUUGUAUUCUGUGGAACAAGGUGUGGAUAUGCUGAAGCGGGAUCACGUAAUAAAGGAGGAUCCAAUGUCUGCGCCUGAAUCAGCUUCGGCUACCAUGAGUCUGUGGGGAAUCUUGGCCGACGAAUUGGAUGUGUCGGAAGAUCAGCAACGGCAGAUCUUGAAACGUCGAGCUGCAAUAAAGAAAGUGCGUGACGAUCUGAGCCACACGUUAAGCAUUGUUGAGAAACUGAAAGAUGUGACCGAUGAAAAGAACGCGGCGCUGGAAACUCAAGUGGCGCAGCUGCAACAGAUACUAACACCCUCUCAAGCAACCAGAUUUAUCAUCUGGGUCAAGGAGAACCCAGCGUUUAUGUACAUGUUGGACAAGCUCGUAGAUACUACCCUGCAGAACAACUCGAAUAGCACUGGGAAGUGA
Hyaloperonospora brassicae is the source of this 1473-nucleotide messenger RNA. The record is from the annotation of a GenBank genome assembly. NCBI's taxonomy places the organism in Eukaryota, Oomycota, Peronosporomycetes, Peronosporales, Peronosporaceae.